This is a messenger RNA of Tuber aestivum (summer truffle), 164 nucleotides long. The record is from the annotation of a GenBank genome assembly. Lineage: Eukaryota; Fungi; Ascomycota; Pezizomycetes; Pezizales; Tuberaceae.
AGAAGAUGAAGCGGCGUGCACUAGAGGGACACGAGAAGGUUCUCGGACCAGACCACCCCAAGACCAUAGCAAGCCUCCACAACCUGGCUAAUGUGCUACAAUUCCAAGGAAAGUACAUUGAAUCAGAGACCAUGCAUCGGCGUGCACUGGAGGGACGCAAGAAG